Molecule: messenger RNA, 3611 nt
Organism: Stereum hirsutum FP-91666 SS1
Lineage: Eukaryota; Fungi; Basidiomycota; Agaricomycetes; Russulales; Stereaceae
Exons: 2
Coding region: 83-2788 (901 amino acids)
Source: RefSeq, a predicted model, not a curated record
UCUCCCCAUCCCUUUCUUCUCCGGCCCUUGAAAGCCCCCUCGCCACAAUAAGUCGCGACUCCAUGCACACGACCAGCACAGAAUGCUUACCCGCGGUCGUUCAACCGAAGUCUCUGCAGUAGCUCUCGCCCGCCGCGCGUCAGACGAACGGCGGAAGCAGAUGACCCUUCAAGUUCAUGCUUACGACCCACCCCCCUCUCAAUAUACACUUCCGCCCUCCCGCAAUUCAACCCGUACGAUCAGACCUGCCCCUCACAAUCACGACCCAGAUAGUACAGCAGGCCCGUCCAAGGCGCCUGUGUCAUCUCCUCCCAGCACAAGUGCCACGGCCCUUUCUUCGCCCUCCACCUGCUAUACGCCCCUUGAACCACAUACCCCGCCAGACAAUGACAGUCCAUACGACUAUCUCCACCCCUCGCACGCCCUUCAGAGUGACACCCGAGCGGCCUUUGUCGAUUCGGAACCGUUCCGAAUGGGCAAAGACAAAUCAAAGGCUCAAUCCCAUUCAUCGCACUCACCAUCAUCAUCCCCCUCUUCUUCCGCCCUAACCUCCUCGCAGAUGUCCGAUCUUCCGCCCCCAUCCGCCCCGUCUCCUGAAGAGCUGAGAAAGCGUGCGUUGCGAUUACGGGCAGAGGCGAAACGAAGGGAGGUGUUGUAUAGAGCAGAGCGUGUUUGGGAGGAAAUCAUGCUCGGGUCGCGAAGAGAGAAAGCGAGGAUCAUCAUGGAGCGUGCCAGGUUGGAGGAGGAAAGAAAGGAGAGGGAGCACAUGCUCAAAGAGGCCGAACGAAUCGAUCAUGAUCGCCAGCGGAGAGCACAUGCCUUCCCCGGUCAAUUUUGGACACGUCCUAGUCUGCGCUCGCAAACCAUUCCUCAACCUGCUCCUCAACGCCCAAGGCCGAAAGACGAGCCGUUCACAUACUCAUUUCCCAUACCCAAGGCAUCGAUACAGGCACCGUCUUCUUCCGCAUCUAAAUCUGUAUCGGCCCUAGGACGUCCGACGCCAGCGUCGGCAUCCAAAACAAGGCGUCAGCUCGCAGCACUCCUCGCACCCCCUUCUCAUGCACCGUCAAGCAACCCUCGCAUCAUACCAUUCAAGGUCGUCUUGUCAUCCAUGAACGGGCCACUAUUUCCGCCUUCCGACGAGGAUCUUCCAUCUUCAUCUGUUCAGCAAACGCAUCUAGGCAGUUGGAGCAGUCGCGCUAGUCUUGAUGCGGUGGCCAGGAGACGAGAAGAUGAACUUUUGAGCGAGUUGCUGAACCCGGUGAAAUGGGACCAGCAGGAACGAUGGCCCGCUCAGGGUCAGUCGGAAGUUGCACGCGUACGCCGAGGGGCAAGACGAAAUUCUUGCAAAGCUUGCAUGACCCCCACUUCCUCUUCUUUCAUAUCAUCAACAUCUGUCUCUUCGCCGUCAGAUACGGUGGAGACCUCCUCCUCUUUUGCCUCCUCCUGGCUUUCAUUCGGUUCCCGCAAGUCUACUUCUACCGCUCGCACAACACCGAUCUCCUCUCCUGUUCCAGCAUCAUCUCUGCUAUCGAUCACCUCAAAGAAGCCUCACGAAUCGACCAAACUACCAUUCCACACAUGUCGUAAGCCUUGCCAACCUUCCGUUUUCGUCGACCUGUACCACUCCCCACUCGCUCCGCCUCCACAGCCUGCCUCUACCAAGCGUUCACUCAGAGAGUGUGCAGUUGGCCCAGGCGACGCCGUCUCAGGAUCAAACUCGAGGCUCGGCGGUCAUAAACGCAAAGCGCUUCAUUCUGUGGCCAAAUUGGGCGAAAAUCUGCGUUCCUCGAUGACGAGCAUGUUGUCGCUUGCGUCCAUGGUGCAGGAAGCGUAUGUCGCUGCGACUAUUCUUGGCCUUCAGGCGCAAGUGGCCGACUUCGAGUCGGAUUCAGACUCAGACGAGUUGGAAGGUAGGGACGGUGAGCUGCACAUUCAGUGGGGUAGACCAAGAGGCAAGGGUGGUGCAGGAAGUAAGUCGGAUGGCUGGCGUGCCAGUCCUAACGAUGUCGCAACAUUCGUGCGACCUGCUAAACGAGGAGACCAUACGGCUUUAAACUCCUGUACAACCCAAACCACCGUGCCCUACGUCCUUUUCCCCCUCGUCGCCAUGCGCCGUCGCUCGGACUCAGAUUCGCGCUCACCUUCAAGAUCACCUUCACCGCCCUCGCACUCUUCUUCUUAUUCCUACAGCAACCCCCAAUCCCGACCACGAUCGCAUACCGCCUACGACUACCUCGCCUAUUCCUCUUCCAAGCCGUCGUACGCUCAUUCCUAUGCCGCAUUCGCGGCUAACCACGCGGAGCUCAACCAUGCCAGAGAUUCGGACGACGGGAUGUACGCCAUUCCGGCUGCAUUUCCAUCCGAUGACCUGUUCGACAGCGCGUUCGGGACGGGCUACGAUUAUUCGCAUCCGAGGGUUGGAUGUCGCACGAGACACGUGGCGAAUCCGGUGGCGCUGAGGGUCAAGGCGGCGUCGAAUGUGUGGUACAGGAGGGAGAAGGAGAAGGCUACGAAGGUGGAGACGACAACUGGGAAGAAGCACCAUAAUCCCAAUUCCAGUACACCAUCGCAGUCUAAAUCUAAAGCAGGCGUUGAUGCCGCAUGGGCUGGAAUCCUCAUACGUCCUGAGGCGAUGGGAUCCGGAAAGGAGAGGGUUGUGGGCAUCGCAUUUGAUGUGUUUGCAAAGGGGGGACUUGGCGUCGGUGGUGGUGGUGGUAGAUGUGAAAGACAGAGUGCGCUGAGGUGGGGGUGGAGAGUCGUUUGGGGGGAGGAAGAUGAUUAUUAGAUGGGCGUAGGACGGGCUAGUCGCGGGCUUGUGAUCGCGAUUUUCCUUGGAUAAUUGCGUUUAGGAGGUGAGGACGAGGAGUUGAGCCGUCGACAUCCCAGGUUUGCAUUGCGUUUUUUUUGGGUUGCUUUCCGUGUUUCGCGUUUUACACGCCUACAUUACAUCAUAGAUCUUCCGCCUUCUCGCGACGGCAUUUAGACUACAGUUACAUGCUCCUGGGUUGCCUUGCCUUUAGGCUCUGGAUUUUCUUAGUUCCGUCUUCUGUCAGAUACGCACAGUGUAUGAUCAUUCUGAACGAUGUUGUACAAACAGCCUUUAUUCCCCUUUCUUGUCUUUUUUCUUAUCCUUUUCUGACAUCUACUCAUCAUCGCUUUCGACUCGUUUUCAUCUGUAUAUAUGCACACCCGUCCUUCAUUCUUGUUUAUAAUUGCCUUCUUCAUCUGCUUUUUACUCUUCGUUGCUUACUCCCCUAUCCCUGGGGAUCUGUCCUGCUUUAUUCUGUCGUCCCAUCCUUCCCUUGCGACAUAUCCACCUCCACCCUCAUCACUGCUCGCACGACGAUACCUCUGCAUACUCACUCACUCGCACCGCACCGCACACUCACACCCACCCAUCUGUCACGCCAUCCUACGCACCAGUUACGGACCUACCUUACACUAAUACCUGAACGGCCAGCCCUUCCGAGGUUCGAAUUGGACCUUCUGGUUCGCAUAGGUAAUCGGUAGUUUGUUGCUUACGGUUAUGUUCUAGUAGUCUAAAUACGUAUGAUGCUUCACGAUUAUGAUAAUGUUAUUUGCUUGCUCGAAUUCGUCAAAUCCAUCGC